Acanthochromis polyacanthus (spiny chromis) is the source of this 5192-nucleotide messenger RNA. RefSeq names its product calcium channel, voltage-dependent, alpha 2/delta subunit 3a (gene cacna2d3a). Gene Ontology annotation, molecular function: voltage-gated calcium channel activity. The record is from RefSeq and is a predicted model, not a curated record. Bases 1300 to 4353 code for a protein of 1017 amino acids. Lineage: Eukaryota; Metazoa; Chordata; Actinopteri; Pomacentridae. Gene Ontology annotation, cellular component: voltage-gated calcium channel complex. The transcript has 34 exons.
ACUUUUUUUAUGUUUGUGUCCAUGCGGGGAAAGCCAGGUAAAACAGAAGAGGGGAAAUAUAGGCAGAAAUAUGCAACACUGUGCUUCCUCACCUUGAAAUGGAAGCGUUCCCCUUGAUAAAAGGCUAAUAAGUCUAAUCAAGCCUGAUUAAUUACACCGAUAGGCCCUGUGUUUGCCAACCUAAUUGAUGGCUUUAUCUUUGUUUUGCACUGUGCUGAAGGGAUGAUGGUGCUUCUCAGGAGAUGCUGGAAAGCUUUAGCCCAGAUGAAGGUUACUGGUGCUAGAAUAGAGAAGAAGUUAGGGUAGUGGGGUGAGCGAGCACAAAGACAAAUAAAUCCACUGAAGUGAGUUGUAGGACUGUGAAUUAUGUCUGCAAGUGGUCAUCUGGGGAUGGAUAAGCAACAUAUGGUGACUGCUUAUGAUGUGUAGAUACUCUAUGCUACUUUGUCCACACAGAUCCACUCUUCCCUUUGGUCUGCAAUUUUCUCAGUCCCACCGAGCUCAAGCCUCAGAAAUCAGAGUCCAAAGAGCAUCUGUCCCUCUCUGAAUGAUAACACAUGUACUGAGGCUUUGUAUCAGAAUCUUGAGAAUGGUAUGGCACUCUUCUCAGAGACCCCUUUCAAACCCUAUUCCCCUGGCGAUUACAAGAGAAAUCAAUGUGGACUUUCGCCAUGUAAUCACCACUGCACCCCUUCACAAGCAAGUAAUCCUGAUGGGUUGCAAUUGCUAUUGACAGUAAGAGCAGUGGAGGAUGUUUUUCAGUGUAAAAAAAGAAAAGAAAAUCCAAGUUGAUCUCCAUUAGCUAGUGCUUAACAGUACUUGUUAGCCUAACCACUUACAUCACUGUAUCCAUUUUGAAGAAAAAUAAUUAUCCAUCAGUUUAGUGAAAUUUCAGUGUGGUGCACUAAUAUUUAAUUCGGAUUCCAUUUAUCAUCACUUCUGUGCAGAUUUGUAGGCCAAUUUAGAAAAUAUUAGUGUGGAUGUAGAUAGAUGGCCCAUCAAACCUUUAAAUUCACGAUAAACUUCACACAAGCAGGUUUUAUCUUGAGUAUUUCUACUACCUUUGUAUGUCUGCGAAGCUCGCUUACUUGCAAACCUUCAAAAAAAAACGCAUGAAAUGUCAUAUUUCUUCCAGUCACUUGAGUAUCUUUAUCUGUUUGUUCUCUUUUGUUCGACAUCAGCUGUCGCCUUUGCAGGCGUUGCCCUGUAUGCCGCCUUAGACUUCAGAGCCUUUGGGAUGCAGGGAGUCUUGUGCUCUAUAUUUAUCUAGCUUUAUGAUUUAUUAAUACUCUCCCCGGUAUGCGCAGUACUAAAAAUACACUGGAAGCAGAGCACCACAUGCAGCAUCGAGCUAGGGAAAGGAGUGUGCGGAGGCUUGGGGAGAGAUUUGUCAACUCAGCAGCUUUCCACUGUAACAACAUGCACGUCCAGAAGGGUCCAAGGAUUCAGGUUACCUCAUAUGAGUACUUCAAUGCGGUGCUGAUCAAUGAGGUGGAUGAGGAGGGGAACAGUGUGGAGCUGGGAGGACAAUUUAUCCUGCAACCCAAUGACCAUUUUAACAACCUGUCAGUCAACCUGAGCCUCAGCGUGGUCCAGGUGCCCACCAACAUGUACAACAAAGACUCUGCCAUCGUCAAUGGAGUGUACUGGUCUGAGGCCUUGAACAAAGUGUUUGUGGACAACUUUGAGAGAGACCCAUCACUCAUAUGGCAGUACUUUGGCAGCGCCAAAGGCUUUUUCAGGCAGUACCCUGGAAUCAAAUGGAAGCCAGAUGAACACGGAGUCAUAGCUUUCGACUGUCGUAACCGGAAGUGGUACAUCCAGGCUGCCACCUCUCCAAAGGAUGUAGUGAUCCUGGUGGAUGUUAGCGGCAGCAUGAAAGGCCUGAGACUGACUAUCGCCAGGCAAACAGUUUCCUCCAUCCUGGACACUCUUGGAGAUGAUGACUUCUUUAACAUCAUAGCUUACAAUGAGGAAUUGCAUUAUGUGGAGCCAUGUCUGAACGGAACUCUGGUCCAGGCAGAUAUCACUAACAAAGAUCACUUCCGGGAGCACCUCGACAAGCUGUUCGCUCAAGGCAUUGGUAUGUUAGACAUAGCACUGACUGAGGCCUUCAAUCUCCUCAGUGACUUCAACGAGACUGGGAGGGGAAGUGAGUGCAGCCAGGCCAUUAUGCUGGUGACAGAUGGGGCAGUGGAUACAUACGAUGCCAUCUUUGCCAAGUAUAACUGGCCAGAGAGGAAGGUCCGCAUAUUCCCUUACCUGAUUGGUCGGGAGUCAGCCUUUGCAGAUAAUCUGAAAUGGAUGGCAUGUGCUAACAAAGGCUACUUCACUCAGAUUUCCACACUGGCAGACGUGCAAGAGAACGUGAUGGAGUAUCUCCAUGUGCUGAGUCGUCCCAAAGUGAUCGACCUCGAGCACGACACAGUAUGGACGGAGGCCUACAUCGACAGCACUCUCCCCCAAGCUCAAAAGUUGGAGGAUGGUCAGGGUCCCGUUCUGAUGACCACCGUGGCCAUGCCAGUGUUCAGUACCAAGAAUGAGACUAGAAACCGUGGAAUCCUUCUAGGGGUGGUUGGGACUGAUGUGCCUGUUUCUGAGCUGCUCAAGACUAUCCCCAAAUACAAGUUGGGCAUUCAUGGCUACGCCUUUGCAAUUACCAACAACGGCUACAUCCUGACCCACCCGGAUUUGCGGCCACUUUACGGAGAUGGCAAGAAGCGAAGAAAGCCGAACUACAGCAGCGUGGAUCUGUCUGAGGUGGAAUGGGAGGAUAAGGAUGACACGUUGAGAAAUGCCAUGGUCAACAGGAAGACAGGGACCUUCUCUAUGGAGGUGAAGAAGAGUGUGGACAAAGGGAGACGAGUGCUGGUUUUGCACAAUGAUUACUACUACACAGACAUCAAAGGGACUCCUUUCAGCCUAGGGGUUGCUCUUUCCAGAGGCCACGGGAAAUUUUUCUUCAGAGGGAAUGUCACAGUAGAAGAAGGUCUUCAUGACUUGGAGCAUCCUGAUGUGGCGCUGGCAGACGAAUGGACAUACUGCAACACAGACGAGCACCCAGAGCACCGCUACCUGUCGCAGAUAGAAGCCAUCAAACUUUACCUCAGCGGACACGAGCCCCACCUACAAUGUGACAAGGAGCUGGUUCAGGAAGUGCUGUUUGAUGCGGUUGUAACUGCCCCUUUAGAAGCCUACUGGACCAGCCUCGUGCUCAAUAAAUCUGAGAACUCAGAUAAAGGGGUGGAGAUCGCCUACCUGGGCACCAGAACAGGACUGUCCAGAAUCAACCUGUUUGUGGUACCUGACGAACUUACAAACCAAGACUUCCUGACAGCUGAAGACAAAGAGGGGGUGUUCAACGCCGAUCACUUUCCCCUCUGGUACAAAAGGGCAGCAGAACAAGUUCCUGGCACCUUUGUUUACUCGCUGCCUUUCAACAUAGGAUCAGAAAACAAGAGCGUUGUAUUGGCCAGUACUGCCAUUCAGCUUCUGGAUGAGAGGAAAUCACCCAUAGCUGCGGCUGUGGGCAUCCAGAUGAAACUGGAGUUUUUUCAGAAGAAAUUCUGGACCGCCAGCAGACAGUGUGCAGCACUAGAUGGCAAAUGCUCCAUAAGCUGUGAUGAUGAGAAUAUUAACUGCUACCUCAUCGACAACAACGGCUUCGUUCUGGUGGCAGAGGACUAUACUCUGACAGGGAAAUUUUUUGGUGAAGCAGAAGGAGCUGUAAUGAGUAAGCUGCUGCAGAUGGGCUCUUUCAAGAGGGUCACCCUAUAUGACUACCAGGCUCUGUGUUGGGUCUAUUCAGAGAGUAGCGCCAGUGGACACACACUUCUGGAUCCUUACUUUGCGUUCUUCUCUGCUGUGAAGUGGAUCUUGACCGAGCUUGUCAUAUUCCUGGUUGAGUUCAACUUGUACAGCUGGUGGUACUCUGACCUCACCACUAAAGCUCAGAGGAUAGGUCGGUCCAUGCAGGUACCGUGUGACACAGAGUACCCGGCGUUUGUCUCCGAGAGAACCAUCAAAGAGAACACUGGCAACGUCGACUGUGACGGCUGCAUCAAGUCCUUUGUGAUUCAGCAGAUCCCCAGCAGUAAUCUCUUCAUGGUGGUGGUGGACAACAAGUGUGACUGCAGCAUGUUCGAGCCAAUAACCAUGGACCCCAUCGAAAUCAUGUAUAAUGAAUCUCUCAAGUGUGAGAGACUGAAGAUGCAGAAGGACAGGAGACGCCCAGACACCUGCCACCCUUUUCACCCGGAGGAGAACUCGAUGGAGUGUGGAGGAGCUGCGAGUCUCAAUCCGUCCCUUGUGGCAACACUGCUCUGCGUACUCGUGGCACUGUUCCCUAGGUGACCAGAGCUGGCCACGCCUGUCCAUCCAGAACUUGACUUGGAUUGGAUUGGCUCGGCAUGCAAAAAAAUCGCAACGAUGCCACAGAAAAAAACACUCCUGCCCUGUAUAAAAUUGUGCCCAAUUUCAACUCACCAACUACAAAGCCCCUAGCCCGGUGGUACCUCCCUUUAAGGUACGUAUUUGAAAGGACUGAUAAUGGAUAGCUAUUACAGCUGCUAAGUAGUGAUCAUUAAGGUGCUUUAGCAAUAUCACAAGAGCUGCACAGAGAGGUUUUGGGGGAGAUACAAAGUCUAGAAACACAUAGUAGUAUUGCUAACAAUACACUUAGUAGCUUAAGAACUGCACAAGUGGUCUAGUAAAACCCACUGACACAAACAGCACGAUGUUCAGUCCUUUCAGGUAGCAGCUAAGGGCUAGGGUCUGUAGCUGGGCUUGGAACUGGGCAUUAGAGCCACGUAACACCCGUGUGGAGAAAGAUGGAUGCACCUUCCCCUGGCCCACUCUGACUUUUCAUGGACAAUAAUGAUUCUGAAAAUAAAAAAAUGAAAAUAACACUGAAAAUGAAGAUGAUUAUAUGUGGGUGGGGUUGUAAUGAAAUGUUUGUCUAACAAUCUUUUUUUCAUGAUGACAAAAAAAUAAGUUUGAGUAAAUAUAUAUAUAUAUAUAUAUAUAUGAAGGAAAAAAAGAGUUAUUUAUGAUUUGCAAGUGGUACCCAUAAACUGUGACUAUGAGAUUUUGAGUCCUCUGAUGUGAGUGGUUGUUAAUAUUUGAGCUUUGCCUUAUUGAACGAUAUUGGUCCUGUUUGUGUACUUUUGAAAUAAAAUGAUGUUUAAAAUUUA